Molecule: messenger RNA, 435 nt
Organism: Guillardia theta CCMP2712
Lineage: Eukaryota; Cryptophyceae; Pyrenomonadales; Geminigeraceae
Exons: 1
Coding region: 1-435 (144 amino acids)
Source: RefSeq, a predicted model, not a curated record
AUGGCGAUGGAACAAACAUCAGGCCUUGCCGAACAGGCAAGGCAGGAGCUUCUCACCAAGGGUGCGGAGAAGAAAGCGGCACGGGAUUUGGUAGCGGUGAGGGAAGCAGAGCUUGAUCAGGCUGAGCUGAGCGGGGAUAUAAGAAGGACAGCAGAGGCUAAUAUGAAGCUCUUGUCUGCCAAGCUUGCUGUUGCCAGGCUCGAAGGAGACGAAAAGAAGAGGGUGGAAGCACGUAAGCAGGUCUGGCAGGAAGAGUGUGACUUGGCCGGGAUCAAAGGGGAUAAGAUGGGGGAAGCAACGGCUCUUGUGAAAGUGAGGAAUGAAGGGGAUAAGAUGGGGGAAGCAACGGCUCUUGUGAAAGUGAGGAAUGCAGAGCUUGAACUGGCCAGGCUCGAAGGAGAGACACGAAGAAAGCGGAGGCUCUUGUGGAUGUGA